UUCCCGAUAAAUGAUGGCAAAUAAAUUCGGCGUUGACUAAUUUGAAAGGUUAUCCAUUAAUCGUUUAACGGGCACGUCGAUAAGAUUGAUAUCGCGUUUUACGUUCGCAGCUGAUAAGAGUGAUUUUAGUAUGUAAACAAAAACAGAGCCGCUUGCUUUGUUUGACUGUAAACAAUUUCCGGGGAAAAUUGCGUUAGUAUCUGACGUUGUGAUUGGACGAAGACGUUGACUGCGUUUUUGUUUUGUGAGGAAAUUUUUGUGUUUGGAUUUUUGUUUUUGGUACAGUAGUUUGGUAGGAAAGACAGCGAGCGUAGAUAUCGACUGAACGCGACCCUGAAACAGCGCGUGUAGUCGCUGCUAUACUCGCGCAGUGCAGUGAGCAAGUGUUAGUGGCCAUAAUCAUGGCGAAUCCUAGAAAAUUUAGUGAAAAAAUAGCGCUACAUACGCAUAGGCAGGCCGAGGAAACGGCUCGUUUCGAACAAAUAAUGAAAGAAGUCUCCGAUGCGACUGCUAGGGUUCACCCUGAUCGUGGCUCCAAUAAAAAUGCUCUACGAGUUAACAGCAGUCAAGCACUGGGGUCAUUUCGAGGGGGAUCCCUGCCAAACGUAUCAGCAGGGACCCCCACCGUCAAGACUACGUCGCAUAUCACUGAUUCUAAGCCUGAAGAUCCGAUACAAAUGAAAAUCCAAUAUAACAGAGAAGGUAGAUCGUCACGUCCACAGGGCGGUCCGAUGCGAAGGCCGCCCGAUAGAAAACACGAUACCUCGCCCUACUCAAUUAGCCCUUUUUUAAGUCCUCCGUCAGAUACAGGCUGGAGACGCACAAAUAGCGAUUCAGCUUUGCACCAAAGUGCCAUGCAGGGUGGAAUGGGUGGUGAACGAAAGGAGAACUCGAGUAGUAGGUGGAUGUUGCAAACGUUAAACGGUCCAGAGCAACACGACGGACGGCCAAGAUCGUGCGAGGUGCCUAGGGUACCUGGAAUAAACAUAUACCCUUCGGCGCAUGAACCAGGUACUGUACAAAUACCAAUAGGUAACAAUACAGGUUCAUUGCCUGAUCUUACUAGUGUUCAUUUUCCAUCACCUAUUCAUACCCCUCUUGACCAAGAUCAGGACCAGGGUAGUUCACCUUACAGCUCUAGUCCUGUCAAUACAAGUCCAUCAUCGACGUUAUCACCAACUAGUGUUCCAGCAGGUGUCCGGCAACAGCAAGGGCGCUUUCCGUUUUCAGGUCCUCCAAUCUCACAUCAUCAAAAUCAUUUGUCAGUUCCAGUUAAUUCUAGGUAUCUUCAUCAUAAUAAGGGUGUAGCAUUAGAAAACAACCUCAUAACGUUAUUAGAAAAGACAGAUUACACGCAACUUAGCGGAAUGGGAUCAAUAUAUCAACAAAUACCCCCUCAAUCGCCAUCACCGACGUUACAACAGCCGGGUUAUAGAAGUCCUAGACCGAGUCCGCAGUCGUCUCCCGGCGUCGGCCACCAUUCCGCACCGUGUAGCCCGGGUGCACCUAGUCCGCUAUCGAACGACUAUUUGUUAAAUCAACACCAAGCAAAUCAGCUGCAGCAACAUUUUGAACAAUUCUCGAUGGGCGUGGAUUGGGCACAACUGGUUGCCAGCCUUGUCGAGUCAGGCUGCACAUGGACUGCUCAAGUGCAGGUGGACCAACCUCUUAGUCCAGUUAGCAAUAUGUCGUACGUCGAUCAACCGGGGACAAUUCACCUUACGCAGACGCAAUCGCAAACGCUGUCUGAUAUUACCGGCGUCGGGACCGCGGAACUGUCCGGCGAUGCAGGUUACUACAGCACAUCUCCGUCGCAAAUGGUCUACCCCACAGCUCCAGCUAGUCUACAUACAACACCAAAUACUCCAACUAGCAUACCUGAUAUUAUACUAACAGAUUAUCUUCUAGACUUUUCAACGGCAGAUGAUAUUACAAGACAGGAACUGACAUUAUCAAAACAGCUAGAAGCCGAACUGCUUUCCGAGGAAAGUUUGCGCGAGGGCCUAGGUCCAAUCGAUCUAGACGGAUUGCAGAUGCUAUCCGACCCUACGAUAAAUCUCAUUUCGGAUGGUGUAGAAGACAACUUCCGACUCGAUCGAUCAUAACAAUGAAAUUUCCUCUUCUUGAUAUAUUAAGAGGUAGUCUUAAUUUAUCAUUUGAAUAGCAUCUCAAGCCCCCUCAACUUAGUUUCAGAUAUAAACUUAUAUUAAGUGUGAUCGUAGACUUUUAGUGACUUCCUAACAGUGUGGCCAACAUAGUGAUUAUAAGUUGUUUCGACUUGGUGAUACUGGUUUGAUUUUAAUUAUAAGAAACAUCACAUAUUUAAACAAAAUAGCAGUUAGAAUUUGUUGUACCUGAAACGGGGAAUUAUGAAAAUUCCUUAUUGCUAUAAUUUUAUUGAAUUUUGUACACUGGUGGCUUUAAAUGAUUUUUCUCACACAUUCAUUUUAUCACCAAGCAUUCUUUGAGUGACGAAAAAGUAAAUUAGAAAGACUGAUUCUGAUACAGCGUUGUGUCUGUAAUUUAUACAAACGAAUAUUCGAAUUUUUCUAAGUUUAAAUCCUUAAAAGACCUUGGGUUUUUCAUAUUGUACUAUUUACGUAGGUAUAAAUUCAAUUAUACAAUAAAUUUUUAUAUAUAAGACAUUGUAGAGAAUAUGUUUUUGUAAUAUACAUUGUGGCAAUGUAGUUCAAUUAGUUUCAGAGGUGUUUGUACAAAAGAUUUUAUUUGUAUAGUUUAAGUGUUUCAGAUUUUAUUUUUGAGAAAUGUGUGUAUGCCGUAGGUAGAUGUUUUUUUUUCAUAGUCUCAAGUUUUUCUAAUUUUGCUUAGGCUUACAAACUAAAAAUUUUAUCAAAUGACAACAAUUUAUUUAUAUUUUAGCAAUCUCCUAUCUUGCCAUUCGUUAUAUACUUCUGGAUUUUAUUGUGCAAUAUUAAAUUGUUAGUUUUUAUUUCAAAUUUUACAUGACUUUAUUUAUUUCUUUUUUUUUUGUAAAACACUCAUAUCAGCCAUAAUCACGAAGGCGCUCAGUAUGAUCUUGAUGCAUUUAUACAAGAUGAGAGUUUUUACAAACAAGCUACUUGAUUUUAUUCUUAGCGUAGUAAUAGAUAACUGGGGUGAGUGUCUUGCACAAAUCAUACAAUGUGCACAGUCUUAUUAUUUUGUCAGUCUAGAAUAGAACGCACAAUUCCAAUGAAAUUGGAAAAAAAAAUGUGGUACUUUGUACCAAUAGGCGGCUCUCUUAUACAUUAUUAGGUAAUUGUAGGUUACC
Molecule: messenger RNA, 3271 nt
Organism: Photinus pyralis (common eastern firefly)
Lineage: Eukaryota; Metazoa; Arthropoda; Insecta; Coleoptera; Lampyridae
Gene: Crtc
Product: CREB-regulated transcription coactivator 1
Exons: 14
Coding region: 402-2105 (567 amino acids)
Biological process (GO): protein homotetramerization; positive regulation of transcription by RNA polymerase II
Cellular component (GO): cytoplasm; nucleus
Molecular function (GO): cAMP response element binding protein binding
Source: RefSeq, a predicted model, not a curated record